AUAUUUUUUUCUUUCUUUUUUUUGGCAUCUCUUUAAUUGCCGUUACCGUGUACGAUGAUGUUGUGAAGAUGGCAGAAAUCCGACUAGAUGCUAAGACUUUUGAUCGGAGAAUUCGUCUAUUGCUUGCAUUUUGGAAGGUUUGGAAGUAAUGCAGCUAACUUAGAUUAUCUGCACGUUAAAGACCAUGUGUUUUUUGAGGUUUCCUCAUUAUUAGUGCUUCAAGGAAAUUUAGAUGAAGACAACCCCUAUUCAAAGACUUCCUCAUUACAUAAUUGGCUUCUUGGUUAUGAAUUUCCAGAUAUGUUGAUGCUAUUGACAUUGGAAAUGGUUUAUUUUUUAGCAAGUGAUAAGAAGGCAACAAUUUUGGAGACUUUAAGAGAGGGUGUGGAGAGUUUUCCGAUGACUAUUUUACGACGUUCAAAACAUGCGCCUGAAAGCACAGAGAUAUUGAAAAAGGUUAUAGAAGCAAUGGAAAAAUCAGGGAAACGUUUGGGUGUAUUGGCAAAAGAUGUUUUUAAGGGAAAGUUUGCAGAUGAAUGGCGUUCUAUCUAUAAAUCUGAGGCAUUUGAAGAAGUUGAUGUUUCCUCUGGUAUUGCGAUGGUUAUGUCUGUGAAAGAGGAUGAUGAAUUGAAGUGUAUACGUAUGGCGUGUAAAGCAAGUACUGUUCUAAUUUCUACAUAUUUUGUUGAUAAGAUGUCUACAAUUAUUGAUGAAGAUGAUAAAGUUCCACAUUCACGUUUAUCAGAAAUGGUUGAGCGUACGCUUGAGGAUGAUACAUUUAUGCGAUCUAAGGAAAUGAAAAUAAGCCCUGAUUUCGAUCCAGAACAACUUGAAUGGUGUUAUACCCCAAUUAUUCAAAGUUCUGGAAACUAUGAUUUGAGACCGUCAGCUGUUUCUGAUGAUAAUUUGCUUCAAGGUGAUGUGAUUUUGUGUUCACUUGGUUUGCGUUAUAAAUCUUAUUGUUCGAAUAUUGGAAGAACAUAUAUGAUUGACCCAAAUAAGUCUCAAGAAAUUUAUUAUAAUUUUUUGCUAUUGCUUCAGAAAAAAGUAUUUGAAAAUAUUAAGGAUGGUGCUGUUAUUAAAGAUGUAUACAAUAAGGCCGUUGGAUUGAUUCGAGUGAAAUACCCUGAACUUGAGUCCAAAUUUGUUCGUAAUAUUGGUUUUGGUAUUGGAAUAGAGUUUCAAGAUAGAAACUUGAUCUUGAAUUCAAAGAAUAAUAGAGUUUUAAAGGAUGGUAUGACUUUGAAUGUUAGUAUUGGAUUUAAUGGUAUUGAAAAUCCUAAACCUCAGCAUAAUAGAAACAGAACAUAUAGUUUAUUGUUAAUUGAUACAAUAAGAGUUACAAAAGAUGUUCCUGUUGUUUAUACAGAUAAUCCGAAAUCUUAUAACGAUAUAUCUUAUUAUAAUACUGAUGAAUUAUCUGAAAAAGAGACAAUAUCUAAAAGAAGGCCUAAACGUAAAGCAUCUGCUGUCAAUUCUGCAAUUUUGAAAAGAAAAACCAGAGGAGAAAAUAAAGAUGUUGACGAUUCUGCUGAGCAGAGACGGAAACAGCAUCAGAAAGAACUAGCACAGAAAAAGCAAGAUGAGGGCUUAAGUCGUUUUUCAAAUGGAAAUGGGGUUCAGAAUGGAAUAGAAAAGCCUGUUCUUAAGAAAUUUGAGUCUUAUAAGAGAGAUUCUCAAAUGCCUUCUUCUAUAAGUAGUCUUAAAAUUGUGGUUGAUACGAAAAAUAGCAGUAUUAUUGUUCCGAUUUAUGGUCGGCCUGUGCCUUUCCAUAUACUAACAUUGAAAAAUGCAAGUAAAAAUGAUGAAGGAGAAUAUGUUUAUUUACGACUUAAUUUUCUUACUCCUGGUCAAGGUGUUGGAAAAAAAGAUGAUAUGCCGUUUGAUGAUCUUAGUGCAAGUUUUAUAAGAAGUUUAACCUUUAGAAGUUCUGAUGCUCGACAUAUAUCUGAAAUUUUUACAUCAAUUCAAGAAAUGAAAAAAAAUGUUGCUAAGCGUGAAGCUGAACGUAAAGAAAUGGCUGAUGUUAUUGAACAAGAUAAUUUAAUAGAAAUUAAAAAUCACAGGUCUCCGAAGUUAGUCGAUGUAUUUGUUCGUCCUGCUUUAGAUGGUAAACGUGUUCCUGGUGAAUUGGAGAUUCAUCAAAAUGGAUUGCGUUAUCAGUCCCCAUUGAGAUCUGAUCAUAAGAUUGAUCUUCUUUUUAGCAAUAUUAAACAUCUUUUUUUUCAGCCUUGUGAUCAUGAAUUGAUCGCUUUGAUUCAUGUUCAUUUAAAGAAUCCUAUUAUGGUUGGUAAAAGAAGAGCUAAAGAUAUUCAAUUUUAUCGAGAAGCAUCUGAUAUGCAAUUUGAUGAAACUGGAAAUAAAAAAAGAAAGUAUAGAUAUGGCGAUGAUGAUGAAUUAGAAUUGGAACAAGAAGAACGGCGAAGAAGAGCUGCAUUAAAUAGAGAGUUUAAAGCUUUUAGUGAAAAAAUAUCCGAAUCUGUAAAUGAAGGUGAGACAGAUGUUGAUAUUCCUGUACGCGAGCUUGGUUUUACUGGUGUUCCGUUUCGAAGCAAUGUUCUUUUGCAACCGACAACCGAAUGUUUAGUUCAUCUUACUGAUCCUCCUUUUUUAGUUAUAACACUUUCAGAUAUAGAAAUUGCUCAUUUAGAAAGAGUACAGUUCGGUCUUAAGAAUUUUGAUCUUGUUUUUGUUUUUAAGGAUUUUCGUCGAUCUCCUGCUCAUAUUAAUACUAUUCCAAUGAGUCAAUUGGAUAAUGUAAAGGAUUGGUUAGAUUCUGUUGAUAUCGUAUAUACAGAAGGUGUUUUAAAUCUUAAUUGGGCAACAAUUAUGAAGACUAUUAAUGAUGAUCCACUGGCAUUUUUUGAAGAAGGUGGAUGGGCAUUUUUGAAUAAUGAAUCCGAUGAAGAGAGUGCUGAAAGUGAAGAAGAGGGCAGUGAAUUUACUGCUUCUGAAGAUGAGGAGAGUGAAGAAGAAUCAGAAUAUGAUGAGAAUGCAUCAGAUGAGGAAUCGAAUUUUGAAGAAGAGGAUGUUAGUGAUGCAGAGGAUUGGGAUGAACUUGAAAAGAAAGCAGCUCGAGGCAUUUUUUUUUAUGACACUAAGCGGGCACGCAAAUAA
Pneumocystis jirovecii RU7 is the source of this 3117-nucleotide messenger RNA. RefSeq names its product chromatin-remodeling protein SPT16. Gene Ontology annotation, molecular function: nucleosome binding. The record is from RefSeq and is a predicted model, not a curated record. Gene Ontology annotation, biological process: transcription elongation by RNA polymerase II; positive regulation of transcription elongation by RNA polymerase II. Gene Ontology annotation, cellular component: FACT complex. Bases 88 to 3117 code for a protein of 1009 amino acids. The transcript is spliced from 18 exons. NCBI's taxonomy places the organism in Eukaryota, Fungi, Ascomycota, Pneumocystomycetes, Pneumocystales, Pneumocystaceae.